This is a messenger RNA of Striga asiatica, 1292 nucleotides long. NCBI's taxonomy places the organism in Eukaryota, Viridiplantae, Streptophyta, Magnoliopsida, Lamiales, Orobanchaceae. The record is from the annotation of a GenBank genome assembly.
UUUUUUAACUAAUUAUUUUUACGACAAUUUAUUUCGACUCUAAUCAUAGGGAACCCGGCGACUUGAGUCCAUAUCAGUCGAGCAUCUUCUCACCCGUCAAGCCCUCGUCCAUGGAGGAUGACCUCAGCAACGAUAAAGCAACGGUCGACACCACCAAAGCCGACCGAUCUGUCUGGCUCAUGAAGUGCCCGCCCGUCGUCUCCAAGGCGUGGCAGGCCGCCGCCGCCGCCGAAUCGCCGCCGGUCGCCAAAGUCGUCGUCUCCCUUGAUCUCCUCCGGCCCGAAGAUCCCUCCGCCCUCAAAUUUACUAUGGAGAUGGAUGGGAGUGAGGCUCUGAAUAUACCCAAGGGCUACUCGCUCAACAUGUUCAAGGAUUUUGUUCCCAUGGGCAUUUUCUCUGAGACAAAUGAAGGAAAAGUAGCAAUGGAAGGGAAGGUGGAACGCAAAUUUGACAUGAAGCCUCACCACGCAAAUCUUGAAGAGUACAGAAAACUGUGUCGAGAAAGGACAAAUAAAUCCAUGGUCAAGAAUAGACAAAUUCAGGUGCUUGAUAAUGAUCGUGGUGUGCACAUGAGACCUAUGCCUGGGAUGAUGGGACUGGUUACAUCGGCUUCUAAGGAAAAGAAAAAAGCAGCUCCAGUGAAGGGUUCAGAUAUGAAAAGAACAAGAAGGGACCGUGGGGAGCUGGAAGAUAUCAUGUUUAAGCUUUUCGAACGGCAACCUAAUUGGACAUUGAAGCAGUUGGUACAAGAGACAGAUCAACCUGCUCAAUUUAUGAAGGAGAUAUUGAAUGAGCUUUGUGUGUACAAUAAAAGGGGAGCAAAUCAAGGUACAUAUGAGCUGAAGCCAGAGUAUAAGAAAUCCACCGAGGAUACAGUUAGUGGUUUGGAACUUACUGAGGAUAAGAAGCAUCUUCUAUCUUCUUUUAAGAGUACAUGUCCUGUUGCCGGUUAUUUCGCCCUCGUACCUCGCCGGAAUUCUCACCGGAUAUCAAUUCUCUGCGCCACUAACAGGAGGAAGCAAUUUGGGAUCGGAAAAUUCGACAAAUUGGUGCUCGAAUCAGCCUGUGUCAUGGCAUCAAAGCUAGGGUUUCUACCCGAGCCAUUAGGGUUGUUGCUGAGGCAAUGUGUUGGCGGCGACGGCCGGCGGUGGCCAUGGAGGUGGGAAUGGGUUCUGGAACGUGUUCGGGCGGGGCUGGUCCGAUGGGUGGAGAAGGAGGGGGAAGGGGAAAUUGGGGAUGGUGGGCAUCUUGGUAAUUUGUGGGUUGGUUGGCACGUGGUUUGUUCUGGGUAA